GGUAGCGGCGAACGCGCAGUCAAGAGAGGAGGGGGAGGAACCGGAAGGGGCGGAAGCCGCCGUCCUUGGUGUUGUGAUCUCUGCACCUCCUAGUGCCUUGGAGCGUGUUUGGUGUUUAGUUCUUUGGGAAGGCGGCUGCAGUUACUCUGACCAUGUUGUGCCGGGUGAUGAGCAGGAGGACCAGUAAGCUAGUACCGGCUUUGGGAUGUUUGGGCUCCAGGCAAAAGCACAGCCUUCCUGAUUUGCCUUAUGAUUAUGGUGCACUGGAGCCUCACAUUAAUGCACAGAUCAUGCAAUUGCACCACAGCAAACAUCAUGCCACUUAUGUGAAUAACUUGAAUGCUACAGAGGAGAAAUAUAAAGAGGCCUUAGCAAAGGGUGAUGUUACUUCUCAGGUAGCUCUCCAGCCUGCAUUACGGUUCAAUGGUGGUGGUCAUAUCAAUCAUACUAUUUUCUGGACAAAUCUUUGCCCAAAUGGAGGAGGAGAACCUAAAGGGGAAUUGAUGGAAGCCAUCAAACGUGAUUUUGGUUCUUUUGAAAAAUUUAAGGAGAAGUUGACAGCUGUGUCAGUUGGUGUUCAAGGUUCAGGUUGGGGUUGGCUUGGCUUCAACAAGGAGCAGGGACGACUACAGAUUGCAGCUUGUUCCAAUCAGGAUCCUUUGCAAGGAACAACAGGUCUUAUUCCUCUUCUGGGAAUUGAUGUGUGGGAACAUGCUUAUUACCUUCAAUAUAAAAAUGUUAGACCAGAUUAUCUAAAAGCAAUCUGGAAUGUAAUUAAUUGGGAGAAUGUAACUGAGAGAUACUCAGCUUGUAAAAAGUAAAGUGGUAUUAUACUCACUGUUUCAACAUUUGCUCUUGUGGAAGCUCGGCACUGUAAUUUGUUAAUGAGUUGCUGCUCUAUGAAACUCUCAUAUUACCUAUUAAAAUGUGUGUACUUAAGCAAAGUGUUUAAUGCCAUGAAAGAUUACUUAUUUUCAGAGCUUUUUAGUUUUAUGCAAUAAUAUGUAUAGUGACUUUAAGGAUUGAGCAGGGUCUUGUGAAUGUUUCUGGUAGGCUAGGUGCUUAUGAGGAUGAUUGUUGUCAUGAUUGAAAAAAUCCAAUAACACAAAUAAGUACAGUCUGGAUAUUUCCCAUCUUAUGAUAAUUUUUCUAGGGAAGUCUUUAAUCCUCGUAUAUGGUAAUUAUAAUACAGCAAGUUCUUCAUUCUGAUUAUUUAACAGUGAAAUCCAUUUAAGGAAGUGAUCUAGAGUGGGAGAGGGGCAGGAGAGAGAAUUCAGAACUCAAAAAAAAUGAAUGUUAAAAAAUUUUACAUGUAAUUGGAAAAUAUUUAAUGAAGUAAAUUAAAAAUAUAUAACUUUAUUAAAAAAAUAAAAAAGUUAUACCAAAACCCAAAUCGUUUUUGUUAAUGAUUUUUUAAAGACUACUUUUUUAUGUAGCAGAGAACAUCCAGAAUUCUGUUGUAGAAAAGCCUUUUUGAAGUUUAGAUUUUUGAAUACUGUUCUUUCAGAUAGGUUAUGUCACAGUUAUUUACACUUACCCCCCCCAGAUUGAGCUUUCCCUUUUAUCAAGGUGAGGGCUUGUGUCUGACACAUGUACAGAAUUCUGUCUCAAGAGUAUCCUGAACCCUUUGCCAUGAAGGAAGGAGGUAUGAUUCUGCUUUGGGUCUGCCAUUGGUUUUUCCAUUCACAUAGUUCAACUUCCUCUUAGUAAUCUUUUCAUUUACAUCAUUGCCAUAGUAUGUUGUAUAAUUUUCUGUUGGCAAAGAGGGCAAGGUUUUAUUGUGAAAAUGUUAUGAGAAUCUAUUGUCUCCAAAUAUCUUAGCAAUACAUGAGAUAGAUCAGGAUUGAACUGACUGAGCUAAUGGCAAGGACUGUAUUUUUCAAGGUCCAUGAGUAAUCUUGUGCCUUUUUUAAAACAUUGAGUAUCAGACUGCUCUCCUUUUCCAUUUUUUGUUACUUUAGAGUCAAUGGGGAAUACAGAGCCACAGAUUUCAUUAUUAACUACUGAAGUGUUUUUCAGUGCAGCUAUUUUCUUUUUUAAAAAGUUGAUUAAAGUAGGUUUACACCCUUGGUUUUGUUGCAAAAUGUUGGAAGAUUUUAUAAUUCUGUUGAUGCCUGGGGUUGUGCAUGCAUUUUAAAACACUUUCUUUGGAGGUUACAGUAAAUUUGAAGAAAUAUCUACAAUAAACUGCUGUUUCCAGGGAGCUCUGGUAUAAGUCAUGUGAAUGUUGCUUGCCUUUAUUUGCACCAUACAGUGCAACCAAAUUAAGGAAAUCAUAUAGAAAAGUGGUCCUUUUGACAAGUAGUCACUUGAAUAUAAGUGGCCUCUAAAGAAGAGAUUGUCUUGAGAUGGCAUUUUAAGAUUUUUCUUUUGGUAUCGAUUGGCUUAAAGCAGAAUCUGAGUGAUUAGUACUCUAGUAUACUUAAAAGUCACAUGUUAGAAUCGGACUGCUUAGUAGUGACUUGGAUUUUAAGUGGAUUAUGAAUCCCAAGAUUUGGCUGUUCUGUUGCUGUACAUUUCAAUAGACUUAUCCUCUUAGUGAGAUGUUAAUUCAAGGUAUUGGGUUGUCAGUUUAUAAAUUAAUUUUUUCUGGUCACGGAUAAAGUCUUAGUUAUCCUAGUAACAUUUAAUAUCCAUCUCUUCCUGUUACUGCCAGGGUAGUAGUAAUAUUGUCUCCCAUUUUAAGGUGUGAUAGACUCCAAUGUAUACCUUAUAAUGUCUUGGAAUGAGUUUAAAAAGCUAUCUUAUUUGUUUUUUUUGUCAUAGAUGUGAAAUUCUUAUAAUUAUUAAUAAAAUAAUUUGUCAAACAACUACAAAAAA
Messenger RNA from Monodelphis domestica (gray short-tailed opossum), 2820 nucleotides. It is a transcript of the gene SOD2, whose product is annotated as superoxide dismutase 2. NCBI's taxonomy places the organism in Eukaryota, Metazoa, Chordata, Mammalia, Didelphimorphia, Didelphidae. The record is from RefSeq and is a predicted model, not a curated record. Gene Ontology annotation, molecular function: manganese ion binding; superoxide dismutase activity. Gene Ontology annotation, cellular component: mitochondrion. Gene Ontology annotation, biological process: superoxide metabolic process.